Molecule: messenger RNA, 720 nt
Organism: Rhagoletis zephyria (snowberry fruit fly)
Lineage: Eukaryota; Metazoa; Arthropoda; Insecta; Diptera; Tephritidae
Source: RefSeq, a predicted model, not a curated record
AUGAAUCUGUUUGCGCCAAUUGUAAAUCUAACCACCGAUCUCCCCACCAGCCACGCCAAUGAGAGCAGCUUUUUGCUCUCCAGCAAUUUGUACAACGAAACAUUCAAUAACAGCAGCGCUCUUCUGGAGCAACGUUUUGUCAAUAGUACGGACAUUGGCUACUUCGACAACUAUAUCAAUAGCAGCAGCGAGAAUGCGCUCAACCAACUAAUCAACAAUAUCAGCACCAAUAUAUAUGACUUCAGUAAACAAUUACUGACCACAGUCAUCAAUGCAAAUGCAAAUGUUAACGCUAUACCCGCCGCCACCAACACAUUGCACAUCCUACCGCCGGUGGCACCACCGACAACCAGCGCGUACAAUACCACCAGUUAUGCUAAUAGUUUUGGCAGUGAAAAUGUGGCAAACCACAAUGUGUCAUUUCCUCUGCCUCAAUGGCAGUUUAAUGCCACAAAUCUAUCGUCAACGAUUGUCGACGAAGGUGCGGGCAGAGCUGAGAGCAGUGUACUCGAUUGGGCUGCAGUAAGCGUGAAGGAUGUGAGUAAGGCUGCUGAUUCUUGGGUGCCAAAUAGACAAACCAUUUACAAUAAUUUCGAUGAGGAGGAUUUUGAUGGCAUGGGGCCAUGUCAUCCGGAUAAUCCGAAUUUCAAUUGCACACAGACUGAAUUUGUGAAGUUUUUGCUGGGACCGCAAACAUUGCCGCUAUACAAAGUGCUGUUG